This is a messenger RNA of Saxophila tyrrhenica, 579 nucleotides long. RefSeq lists its product as uncharacterized. NCBI's taxonomy places the organism in Eukaryota, Fungi, Ascomycota, Dothideomycetes, Mycosphaerellales, Extremaceae. The record is from RefSeq and is a predicted model, not a curated record. The coding region runs from base 1 to 579 and encodes 192 amino acids. The transcript has a single exon.
AUGGCUCUUCCAGUACCUAAAAAUGUCAAGGAGGACAAGCGCCAGUCAUCCCAAGAUCCAGAAGAACCCUCCAGCCAAGCCAACGUAAACACCACCGCCCACGACAUGGAAGAAGAAUACCACACCUCCUCCUCCGAACAAGAAAACCCAGAAGACCUCGAAUUCAACACCUCCUUACAACCCAGAGCCCCACUCCUCCCCGCCGAAGUUCUCAAGCCCCUCCCCAGUCCCACGCGAUCACUCCAGGACAUCCCGCUCGAGCGCAUGACCAGGAAGCAGAAGCGGGCAGAGCGCAACCGUAGUCGGCAGGCGAAGAAGGCUGUGUGGGACCAACUUAGAGCAGAGGCGAAGGGGAGUGGGGUGCUUGAGGCGGGCAAGGUUGCGCAGUUGAAGAGGGGGGCUGGAAAGUCGAAGGAGAAGGUUAGGAGUGGGAGGGUAGAGAAGGCGGGGGGGAAGAAGACGAAGGCGAAGUCGAAGGUGUCCGGGAGGCAGGAAAUGCUUGAGGAUCGGAAGAGGCAGAUCAGGUCAACUGGGGAGGGCAGGAAGGGGAAGAGAGCGAAGACGGGGAGCAAGCGCUGA